AUGAAGUGCAUCGCAGCUGUAGUCAUGAUCGCCUUUGUUGCCGGCGCAUCAGCUCACGUUUCUCCCUUAGUUUACUCCGCAUCUCCAGUAGCUUAUCAUGCUGCUCCUUUGACAUAUGCUUCCAGCUUAUGCAAAUACGAACCUAUUACUCAAUUCUCAUCCAUUCCUGAAUCCAAAAUUGUUGCAACUUAUGCUGCUCAAGCUCCCGUUAUUGCUUAUAGUGCUCCAACUGUUUACCAAGCAGCUCCUCAAGUUGCCUACCAUUCUGAACCUGCUCAUUAUACUAAAUACGUUGCUGCUCCUGAAGUUUACUCCGCUAAAGUAGUUGCUCCUGAAGUUUACUCCGCUAAAGUAGUUGCUCCUGCUCCUGCUCCAUUGGCUUAUACCACGAAAGUUGUUGCUGCUCCAGUUGCUUAUGAAGCUGCCAAAGUUGUCGCUGCUCCAGUUGCUUAUGAAGCUACUAAAUAUGUCUCUGCUCCCAUUGCUCACAUUGAAGUCGAAGGAGAAGCUAAAUACACUGCCAUCAAUCGCGGCGCUGUUCAUGAAGCUCCUCUCCCUGGACACAAAUUGUCUCAAACUUCAUUGAACUUGGCUCCUGCUGCUAAGUAA
This is a messenger RNA of Culicoides brevitarsis, 609 nucleotides long. Its product is annotated as adult cuticle protein 1-like. The transcript is spliced from 2 exons. Bases 1 to 609 code for a protein of 202 amino acids. Lineage: Eukaryota; Metazoa; Arthropoda; Insecta; Diptera; Ceratopogonidae. The record is from RefSeq and is a predicted model, not a curated record.